GUCACACUGGACUCGAAGGAGAGAUAAAAUUUGACAAUGGAGAGAGAAGAAGACGACCGCCAAAGCCACAGAGGUAUAAAUGGCGGGAGUAAUAAGAAGAUGGUUAUCGUCUUUACAGGAGCUGCUGCCCUUCUGGCCGUUGCUCUCAAUUUCGCUUUUAACGCUUUCAAAUCCUUCAAGCAUCGCCGUGAAACUAAAGAUCUUGCUGGUUCGAUUGUGAGGGUUAAUUUGUCGGGAAAUGAAAUUAGGAAAUUGGCUGACCGGAUUAUUGAGGAAUCGAAGGCGGUUCAUGAUGCUGUUGCUUCUGUUCAUGUUGACAAGGUUAAAUAUCAAGAUAUCAUGAUGUUAGCAGAACUAGAGGCACGCCAAUUUCCGCUGGUCCAGUCUUGUGUUUUCCCAAGGUUGGUGUCGACAUCAGAGGAUGUACGCCAAGCUAGUGCUGAAGCCGAACAGAAAAUAAAUUUGUAUAUUGGAUCUUGCAGAAAGCGUGAGGACGUGUAUCGUGUUGUAAAAGCGUUUGCUGCUAGGGAAGAAUGGAUAAAUGCAGAUACCAAGUCAUAUGUUCAGUCACUGGUGAGAGAUUUUGAACAAAAUGGAUUGAACCUUACUUCAACAAAGAAAGAAGAAGUUCAGCGUUUGCUGGCUCAGAUAGAUGAAUUAAGCAUGCAAUAUGUCCAGAAUAUCAACAAUGACUGUACUUUCCUUCUAUUUACCGAAUCAGAGCUAGAAGGGUUGCCCUCGGAACUCAUUCAGGUUUUCGAUAGAGAUAAUGAUGAAAAAAUAAAGGUUACCUUGAAAAGUAAUCACGUUUUGCCAAUUUUGGAGCUUUGUAAGGUUGGAGCAACUCGAAGGAGAAUUGCUGUUGGAUAUGGUCAAAGGUGUAAAGAAGUGAAUGUCCCUGUGUUAGAAACAUUGGUUCAGUUGCGCCAUAAAUUUGCUAGGUUGCUUGGUUAUGAUAAUUAUGCAGAAUUUGCUGUUGGUUCUAGGAUGGCUAAGACAUCUGCUAAGGUGUUUGAAUUCUUGGAGGACUUAUCCACAAGCUUGACUGACUUGGCGGCUAAAGAACUGGCUGGGUUGAAGGAGUUAAAGUUAAAAGAGGAAGGGAGUAAUCUGUUUGGAAUAGAAGACCUGCUCUAUUAUGUGAAAAAGUUUGAAGAAGAUAGAUUCCAUCUGGACUUUAGAGCACUUAAAGAUUAUUUUCCUCUUAGCUUGGUUCUGCAAGGAAUUUUCAAAAUACUACAAGACCUCUUUGGUUUGAAAUUUGAGGAAAUUGUCAGUGCGGAGGUGUGGCAUGAGGAUGUACGAGUUUUCUCUGUCUUUGAUUUGGGUACUAGUUAUCUCAUGGGCUACGCUUACCUUGAUCUCUUCUUCAGGGACGGAAAAUACGGUCAAACUUGUGUUUUGCCUCUUCAAAAUGGCUCAUUAUCUACAAAUGCUGAUAGACAGGUUCCAGUUGUUUUACUAAUGUGCGAAUUCUUGAUAGAAGAUGGUAACACUCCAGCAUUAUUACGGUUUUCUGAAGUUGUUAGUCUUUUCCAUGAAUUUGGCCAUGUGGUCCACGCUUUGUGUAAUCGUGCAUCACUUGCUCGGUUCUCUGGCUUGCGUGUUGAUCAUGAUUUUGUUGAGAUUCCUGGGCAUGUUUUUGAAAAUUGGUGCUUCGAGAGCAGCAUCUUGAAAUUAAUAUCUGGUUAUUAUCAGGAUGUCACAAGGCCAAUCAAGGAUGACGUUUGUAAUUCUUUGAGGAAAUGGCGAUAUUCAUUUUCUGCUCUUAAGUUGAGGCAGGAAAUUCUUUACUGUCUUUUUGAUCAAAUAAUACAUUCUACUGAUAACGUCGACUUCCUCGAGCUGUUCAAGUUUCUUCAUCCCAAGGUGAUGUUGGGGUUACCAAUCUUGGAAGGUACUAACCCAGCUUCAUGUUUUCCACACUCAGCAAUUGGUUAUGAAGCUAGUUGCUACAGUCGUAUAUGGAGCAAGGUGUUUGCUGCUGAUAUAUUUGCUUCCAAGUUUCAUGACGGUGGACUCAACCAUCAUAUUGGCAUGCAGUUCCGCAACAAGGUACUAGCUCCAGGGGGAGCCAAAGAUCCACUUGAGUGUUUGUUAGAUUUCAUUGGAAGAGAGCCAUCAAUUCAAGCGUAUAUAGAUAGUCUAGCUUAUUCAAGUGUCUGAUGAAGCAGCUAACAUAUUAAUCAGAUGCAUUUGUUCCAGCUUCGUGGUUAUUGAUUACGUGGGAAUCGUGGAGUGAGGAUCACUUAGAAAUAUAACUUUUAUUAGAGUCGUAUUUCAGUUUAAAUUUUACCUUAAGUUGUUUGAAUUUUAUAUGGACAUAGAUUGCAUUUCAGUCUUUUCUUAUGUUGUAAGACCCUUUGGUGGAUUUAAAGUUAUUAAGUUAUUUUUUAGUCGUUAAAA
This is a messenger RNA of Amaranthus tricolor (Joseph's coat), 2406 nucleotides long. Its product is annotated as probable thimet oligopeptidase. The record is from RefSeq and is a predicted model, not a curated record. Bases 37 to 2166 code for a protein of 709 amino acids. Gene Ontology annotation, biological process: peptide metabolic process; proteolysis. NCBI's taxonomy places the organism in Eukaryota, Viridiplantae, Streptophyta, Magnoliopsida, Caryophyllales, Amaranthaceae. The transcript has 21 exons. Gene Ontology annotation, molecular function: metalloendopeptidase activity.